GAGUCUCGCCUCAGCCGCCGCUGCUGCCGCCUCGGCUCCCCUCUCGGGCCCUUCGUGAGGGAAAAGAGCGCCGGGGAGGAAGCAGCGCGGGCCCUGCGGCCUCCUCCGCCCCCUCCUCUUCCCCUCCUCCCCCGCCCCUCUCGGCUCUCGGCGGCGCCGCUCCCCACCUUCCUCCUCCUCCUCCUCUUCAUCAUCAUGUCGGCGGGCGGCGACUUCGGCAACCCGUUGCGGAAAUUCAAGCUGGUCUUCCUCGGGGAGCAGAGCGUGGGGAAGACCUCGCUGAUCACCAGGUUCAUGUAUGACAGUUUUGACAACACCUACCAGGCAACGAUUGGCAUUGACUUCUUAUCGAAAACCAUGUACUUGGAGGAUCGCACAGUACGGUUGCAAUUGUGGGACACGGCAGGUCAAGAACGGUUCAGGAGCUUGAUUCCUAGCUACAUUCGUGACUCCACUGUUGCAGUUGUUGUUUAUGAUAUCACAAAUGUAAACUCAUUCCAGCAAACCACAAAAUGGAUUGAUGAUGUCAGAACGGAAAGGGGUAGUGAUGUCAUCAUCAUGCUAGUAGGAAACAAAACAGACCUAGCCGAUAAGAGGCAAGUGUCUAUUGAAGAAGGGGAGAGGAAAGCCAAAGAGCUGAAUGUAAUGUUUAUUGAAACUAGCGCAAAGGCAGGGUACAAUGUAAAACAGCUUUUCCGACGUGUGGCUGCUGCCUUGCCUGGAAUGGAAAGCACGCAAGACAAAAGCAGAGAAGACAUGAUUGACAUCAAACUUGAAAAGCCCCAAGAGCAGCCAGUCAGCGAAGGGGGCUGUUCCUGUUAAUAGCGUGUGGCUGUUCUCUUCCCUUUCUCCAGACCAUCUCUGCUUCUUCCCUCCCCUUGACUCAUUGACGGCAAUGUGACUCUUGGCUUGCCCCUUCCCUCCCCCCCCCCUCCCCUGUUCAGUAACGUAGUGCGGUUCAUCCUUGCUGCCUGUCUCGUGAAGAUGGCCUGUUAGCUUCACAAGCACAAAAGAGAAAGUCAGUGUCUUCGUUAUUUAUAAGGAAACACACACACACACACACACACACACAAGCCAAACUGAUCCUAAUGUAUUCCAGUAACCUGAAAAAAAAUAUAGGUUCAAAUUUGGUGAAUCUCUGUUCCUUUUUAAAAAAAAAAAAUUUACAAUGUUGCACUUUUUAAAAUGAUGGAAAUGGGAAUAGCUAUGAUUUGGAUGUGGCGAACAAAGGGUGUGCAGGGUAAUACUUAACUGGAAAAACCAGCCAGUCCUCAAAACAAGCAGUGUAGAGCGAUCAUAAUUUUUGAGCCUUUCCGUCUGCAGAACCAAAAAAUAAAAACCUGCUCUGCCUUUUCAAGCUAAGAUCCUCUGACCCUUUUUCUAAACUGUAGCCUUUUGGCAACGCAGGCCUGGCUAUCGCAUCUUAUUUUUUCGUUUCCGUUUCUGGUUGUGGAUAAGCAGCCUUCUGGCAUAUGCCUUUGGAGAUGCUUAGCAGGGGGCAAAAGGGGAGAUCGGAGGGGUGGUCUUCGGAUUAGAAAGACGCCACGCAGACGGAAUUUAGAAAGCUUGGUUGGCUCUUCCCUCUCGAAGUCCUACACAAUAAGCAAAAUUAAUUAGCAGUGUGUCUUUUGACUGUUGUAUUGGAGAGGAAUGUCUUUAAAUUUGGGAGUGGGCAAGGAAUGGAGAAGUUUUAUGCAAGUUAUACCAUUAAAGACAGUUUGGUUAAGCCAGCCAGGGUCUCCGAAAGAUAAUGGUGUGCGAGCUGCCAAGCUGUAAAGCUCUGGUGUAAAGUUAGUGCGCAAUGAGGAGGAGGAAGGGAGGGAGAGACUGUUCCUUAAACAGAACUGGGGUCAUUUACUUGUAAGAAGUAGAUUUGAAAGGCCCUUGGAAGAGGGAAGGGGAGCAUCUCACGGAAACAACCUUACCAUUAUGCAGACUUUUUGCCUUUAUUUCAGCAUUUUUUAAUGUAGGGUCUUUUGAGUCUAGUCUAUUUGUUGAUUCUGCGUAGUUUGGUUAAAUAACCCGUUGUUUAGUAUUACGUUUAACUGAACUACACUUCAACCGUGGUUUCUUUCGGUAUUUAUUUCUCUUGCUUUGAUUUUUUUUUUAUCAUCGUUGAAGAAUUCGUUAAUCCGUUUAGAGCUUUUGCUGAUGUCACAAGCUGUAGCUACCAGAGAAACACUGAGACGUGCACGCACACUCGCUUUCACACUCUAGAAGUGCACUCUUCAUCUUCUGUACUAGUCCUUGUGAAAUUGCUGUGUCAGUUAACGAACACGAUUUGUAAAUACAUUCUUUGCGGGAAAGGUAUAUGCCAGUGGGGAGGGGUAUGACACAGGGUAGGCGUUGAGUGGCAAAGUAGGAGAGGAAUUGGAUUCUUCUCCCAGACCUUCCUUGAAUGCCCUCCACCUUGGGGCAGACCCCCGCCCCCCCCUCCCCAAGUAUCCCAGCUUCAGGUGUACAUUUUCCUGCAUUAUGGGAUCGGAAUGGCAAAUGCAUUAUUUUGACCUGAGUUUCCAGUAACUUUGCAUAUACCACUAACGUCAUGUUAAGGGGCAGAAUAAGACAUUAAAAUGCUUUACGAUGCAAUAUUAAUGAGGUGACCUUGUUUUUCUUUUGGAGUAGCACGUCCGGAAAGAUUCAUUUAAACAUGGUGACAGAUGACAUUCUUUCCUUGAAAAGAACUGAAAUGGAGACCUUGCUACUUUCCUGUAUUGUUGUAUCCUUAAAUGUGCAAAGAAAAAUCCAUCUUGCUGCUUUUUAAUAUUGAGUUUUCCGUGGCUUGGGUUCUUAAAGCAAUGAAAAUGUGUACACGGGUUGGAUUUUUUUAAAACAUGCACAGAAUUUUUUGCUUCCAAUAAAGUAUCUAAUCAAAACA
Molecule: messenger RNA, 2878 nt
Organism: Eublepharis macularius
Lineage: Eukaryota; Metazoa; Chordata; Lepidosauria; Squamata; Eublepharidae
Gene: RAB6A
Product: RAB6A, member RAS oncogene family
Exons: 8
Coding region: 196-822 (208 amino acids)
Molecular function (GO): GTP binding; GTPase activity
Source: RefSeq, a predicted model, not a curated record